Paramecium sonneborni is the source of this 2090-nucleotide messenger RNA. The record is from the annotation of a GenBank genome assembly. NCBI's taxonomy places the organism in Eukaryota, Ciliophora, Oligohymenophorea, Peniculida, Parameciidae.
AUGGACUUUGAAGUAAAUGAAUCGUUGGAAGGAGAUAAGAAGGGACAUAUAUUGUUGACAUUAAAUGGAUAGGCAGAUGCAGAAAUAAUAAAAUAUAGGUUCUUCAAAGUAUGAGUGUGAUGUAAUUGAUGAAAGGGUCAGAUAAGAAUGUAAGAGAUAAAGAGGAAAAUAGAGAAGCAUUUUAAGAUGAGAAUAGCAUGGUUGAGAGUAUAUACUCAAUAGGGAAUAGAGAUAUUUGAGGAGGAUUUACCAUAUAUAAAGGAUGGAACAUUACUUUAUGUGUCUGAUAGUAUGAAUAUAAAAUAAAAUGGUUAGGCAUAGAAUUUGAUGCAUAUUGUUAGAUUAGUGUAUAUUAGAUAAUGAGAGUAUUAGGAGAGGGUGGAUUUGGAAAGGUUAUGUUAGGUAGACAUAAGAUAACAGGUGAGUAGGUAGCAAUAAAGUUAAUUGAUUCUGGUAAAUUAUGGAAUGCAGAGGAUAUAGAUUUAGUAUUUAGAGAGGCAGAAGUAAUGAAGAACCUUAGACAUAAUAAUAUAGUGAGAAUAUUAAAUUGUUAUACUCUUCCGAAUAUGUAAGUUGUUUUGAUAAUGGAGUUUUUAUAAGGAGGAGAUUUAGUGGAAUAUUUAUAAGGUAAUGACCUAAUAUAAUAUUAGAGAAGGGAGUACUGUCGGAAUCAGAGGCUAGAAUCAUUUUUAGAUAGAUUGCAGAAGCUAUUCGAUAUUGUCAUGAUAAAAGAUUAAUACAUAGAGAUUUGAAACUAGAAAAUAUACUGUUGACAUCAAAGGUUGACAAAGUUAUUAAAAUAAUUGAUUUUGGUAUAGCAACUGUUUCAACUAAUUUCACAAUUGAUAAAGUAGAUAGAGGAUCAUUAAGUUAUAUGCCACCAGAAUUGAUAAGUGGUUCAACUCUUGAGAUUAAGCCAUCUAUUGAUAUAUGGUCUCUAGGUGUAAUCUUAUAUGCAUUAGUGUGUGGUAAUCUACCAUUCACUAAUAAAAAUGAUGAUUAGACUAUUGACAAUAUCUUAAAGUGUAAUUAUUCAUAUCCCCCAACUCUUAUUCUCAGUAAAGAAUAUAAGGAUCUAUUAAAUAAUAUGCUUAAUCCUGAUCCUACACUUAGAUAUUCAGCAUAUUAAAUUAUUAGACAUCCUUGGAUGUAAAAAGUUAUUACUUAAUCUCCAUCUAAUUUACUUACUCCUAAAACUGUUAUUCCUAAAAAAUUUAUUAAAAAAGAAAUUACUAUGGCUGGACCAUCUAAUAAAAAUUAAUAAUAAUAAAUUUAACUUAGAGCAGGACUCACUAUGCUUAAACCAACUAUUGUUCAAUCACCUUCUAAUGUUUCAACCAUUCCUAUCAUUUAUGAAUUCUCUAAUCGUUAUCAAUAAGUAUCUCUCAUUUAUUAUCUAUUAGAAAUAAGAUGAACCAUAAUCACCACCUUCCUCUUUUCUAGAUAAUUGUACUAAUCGUUCUAUCCAAGAAACUAUUCAAAAUUCUAAUCAAGAACAAUAACCUAUACCAAAAACAAAUCCUGUUCGAAAAUAUUCAGAUUUCAAUUAAAAACUUAUAGAUCGUAUAUUUCGAGAAGAUUCGAAAAGAUAAAAAAUUAAAAAAUGGAAAAGCUAAUCGCCAACACUUAAAGCAUCUCCUAAAAAAUAAUAAUAAUUAUAAGGUUCUCUAAUUUAAUGUACUAAUUGUCAUUUCAACUCUGCUCGAACUGCUAAUACUUCUCCUUAUACUAUUUCAAGAUCUACUCUUCAUACUCCUAAUUUAUUCAGUUCCAGAUAAUCAUCUGAAAAUAAAAAAAAAUCCAAUGAUAAACUUGAAAUCCAAACCAUUAUUAAUCUAAGUUAAAGAUUAGAAUUAAAAUAACUCUACUCUAAUUCUAUCACACCAAAAAAUAAUAUCUAAAGUAGACCUUCUAAUAUAUCUCCAACUAAAGCUGAUAUGCUUUAUAAAUUAUAAAUUUAGUUUAAAUAAAGAAAAAUAAACAAUGAAAUCUUGUUAUAAAAAUAACUCUAUGAAAACAACAAAGAAAUGACAAUUUAGAAAUUGUGUAAUAUCAUAUUUUCAUCCAGGAUUAGAGUUGCUAAUAAAUGA